This is a messenger RNA of Lottia gigantea (owl limpet), 960 nucleotides long. RefSeq lists its product as hypothetical. NCBI's taxonomy places the organism in Eukaryota, Metazoa, Mollusca, Gastropoda, Lottiidae. The transcript is spliced from 2 exons. The coding region runs from base 1 to 960 and encodes 319 amino acids. The record is from RefSeq and is a predicted model, not a curated record.
AUGGAUGCCUUGGAGUCAUUGUCGACUCUCAGAGCAUCUGACUUGACGACAGAGAACGAGUACCAUAUUUACGAAGAAAUUCCAGAAUACGGUAUGGGCAUCCCCACUCCAAUAGCAGAAGACAUAGCUACAGAUUGUCCCGUGUGUAGAUACAGCCCACAAGACGAUAUCCCUUGCGUUUGCCAGGAUUCCAAAGUGGCUCGUUCCAAUCCGAAGACGAGCUCAAGCAAUGCCAGACAAUCUCUGUCUCUGGAAGUAUCAUCAAAGAAAGGUUUCCAAAAUGGAAACCGAAAGUACAAUCAUGCUAAUCGCCCCCUACCGGAAAUUCCUAUUGAAUUGUCGACGACGUCUUGUAACAAAAGCAAUUUCAGAAAUUCUGCUGAUCUUUGUUCUCGCAACUCGAACAGUUUGUCAUCUUUAGAUUUAGAAAUUGAUGAUGAAAUAUCGAGUCUGGAUAAUCUUUAUAUGAAUGUGCCAGAAAACUUUGGGAGAAAUAUGACAACUAUUGAUUCUGGAAAGCCACCUCUGCCUAGGGUUGCUCUAGGAGUUACUCUCAGAAAAAGUCAAGGGGAAACCGAGGAAGACUUCGAGAGAAGAACUCAAAAGUUGAACGAGUUUAGAGAUUAUAAAAGAAGGAACUUCCCACAAGAAAAUCUGGUUCUCCCUGAGAAACCAUUACUAACUAACAGCUACCAUCAACGUCGUCAGUCACGACCGAAAACGAUUCUUACCAAUGGAUCGUUACGAUCAUGUGUUGCACUUAUGGAUGCUGCUACGGCCACUAAAAUCAUGCCAGUACCUUCAGGAGUGACGGGAAAGGAUACUGAUGCGUCUGAAAGCAUUGUAGGUCGAUCAGUUACUGGUGCGUCUACAUCUACGACUACUGCUGCGUCAACCAGUCCCGCCCUUUCUUUUGAACAAGAGGAUAAAGAACUACAGAAGAAACUGGAAGAAAGAUAG